AUGCCCGCUCCCGGACGGGCAAGCACGGCCAUUCCUGCCGCCACCAGGCGCUCAGGUUUGCGCCAGCCUACUCGGCGAGCCGGAUCCGCAGUCCCUGAUCGACAGACCACGCCGUCUGCCUUUGCGAGACCAGCAGCACCGACCGCGCCCCGUCUUCAAAAGCCUGCCGUAGAGCAGACAGCACCAGUAACGAAAAGAAAAGACAGGGAAUUCGAACGUGAGAUCAACGAAGACACGAGCAUUCAUGUGGUCGUGCGGUGUCGAGGGCGCAAUGAGCGCGAGAUCAAAGAAAACAGCGGAGUCGUUCUGUCAACCGAAGGAGUGAGCGGCAAAAGCAUCGACCUAUCCAUGGGACCGAACGCAGUUUCAAACAAAACGUAUGCCUUUGACAAGGUGUUCUCGCCUGCAGCCGAUCAGACGAUCGUGUACGAGGAGGUCGUUCUGCCGAUACUGAACGAGGUAGGCUGCCUCGGUCAAUCCCAAAUACUCCCCAAAUUCGAUACUAACUUUGGAACAAAGAUGCUCGCCGGGUAUAACUGUACCAUUUUCGCAUACGGACAAACGGGAACAGGGAAGACAUACACAAUGUCAGGAGACAUGACAGAUACAUUGGGUAUCUUGUCAGAUGAUGCCGGUAUCAUUCCGCGCACGCUCUACUCCCUCUUCCACAAACUCGAAGAUACAGAGAGCACGGUCAAAUGCUCCUUCAUCGAACUGUACAAUGAGGAGCUUCGAGAUCUUCUCGCGGCGGACGACAACACCAAGCUUAAAAUUUACGAGAAUGAAAAGAAGGGCCACUUGGGCACAUCUGUGCAAGGAAUGGAGGAAACCUACAUCGACUCCGCCACAACUGGCAUCAAAUUGCUGCAAAUGGGAAGCCACAAGCGUCAGGUCGCGGCCACCAAAUGUAACGACCUCAGCUCACGAAGCCAUACAGUCUUUACUAUUACCGUCUUGAUCAAACGGACCACCGAGUCCGGCGAAGAGUAUGUGAGCUCUGGUAAGCUCAACUUGGUCGAUUUAGCAGGCAGCGAGAAUAUCGGUCGCAGUGGUGCCGAGAACAAGAGGGCUACUGAGGCUGGCUUGAUCAAUAAGAGUCUCCUGACUCUGGGCCGAGUCAUCAACGCGCUUGUCGACAAGAGCUCACACAUUCCUUACCGUGAGUCGAAACUCACUCGCUUGUUGCAAGACUCCCUUGGCGGCCGAACAAAAACAUGCAUCAUCGCAACCGUCUCACCAGCCAAGCACAAUCUCGAGGAAACAAUCUCAACACUGGACUAUGCCUUCCGCGCCAAGAACAUUCGGAACAAGCCUCAGAUCAACUCCUUAAUCUCCAAGAGCAAGUUACUCCGUGAAAUCGGCAUGGAAAUUGAAAAGCUCAAGAGUGAGCUUAUCGCUACACGUCACCGCAAUGGUGUAUAUAUGACACCCACCGCCUACGAAGAAUUGACCAUGGAGAGUGAAUCCCGACGGAUUGUGAACGAAGAACAAAGAGCCAAGAUAGAGUCCAUGGAAUCUAGUCUGAGACACAAAGUGCAGGAGCUGUUCUCGCUUACAGCCAAUUUCAACAGCCUGAAACAGGACAACGAACACACACAAACCAGGCUGAAAGACACCCGAAGUACCCUUGAGCAAACAGAAUCGACACUCAAGAGCACCUCAGAUAAGCUGGACGAAGAAACUGUAUUGAGGAAAGCCCACGAAGCCACAGAAAAGAAACUCCGUGAUGUCGGGGCCACACUUUUGUCAAGUCUGGACACGACUGUUGAGGACAUCCAUGGAUUGCAUGCCAAAAUUGGCCGCAAGAAUAUCCUCGAUAACGAGAACCGUGAAAUAUGGGAGGCGUCCACUGGCGAAGUGUCCACCGUCACCCACCAGAUUGAUGCACGAAUCGACGGCUUUCAGACCCAGCAUGCUGAAAUUCUCAGGAACAUGUCGAACAGAAUUGAUCAAUUCGUCGUCGAAGAGCUCCACGCUGUGCAGUCCACUCGAUCUCAACUUGAUGAUUUUGCCGUCUCAUUCGACAAGGUCGAGCUUGAUGCGAAGAAGCAAGCUCACAACGCACAUGACGAGAUGAACGAGGUUCUUGAGGAAAUUAAAGUUCUUCGUGAGGAUGUCAAAACCAAGGUAGGCGAAGGACUCAACGGCCUAUCAGCCGCCGCUGGUCGCAUAUCCGAAGAAGUUAUUGGGGAAUUUGCCGAGUUUCACUCGCAGCUGCAUUCGUCAUACAGUUCCCUUGGAAGAGACAUCAAAUCCAUGUUCGAGACAAUGACUUCGCAUAUCAAUCAGCAAAAGUGUGAAAUUGACAAGCUCAGGCUCGAGCUCCAGGAGGCCAAUCGUCAGUCGGUGGAAGCCAGUCGCAAAGCAUCCUCAAAUUUGGCGCAAGUCAUGGAGGAGGAGCAGGCUGCGGCGAGAGGCGAGCGUGACUUGCUUAUGUCGCAGAUCAAGGCUUUGAUUGAAGAGUCAAAUCAGCGCCAAGCUGCCCGUUUCAAGGGCAAGUGCGAGGUGGUACGAACAGACAUCUCGGCUGCUGGCGAUUCAUUAGAGCAUGCCACAGCCCACUACGACCGCCAGAUUGAUGAAUGGAUUUUCAAAGAGGAGCAAUUUGCCAAAGACGUCAACGCAUCGAAGGAUGAGAUGAAGUCUAGAAUGCAACAUGAUUGGGAGGCUUUCGAUCAACGCAACGUUACCAUACAACAGGCAACAGAGUCCGUGCAUCAAGAGACUGUGCGCAUUGUGGAUGCUCAGAUGCAGGACAUGAGCAAGCAAAUGGAAGCGCUUGAUGACUUCGUCGCCACAGCCCGAUCACAUAAUGGCCGCUUCCACGAGUCGCAGCUCGGUAGCUUAGACGCCCUGGCCACGAACGGAAGGAGCUCACGCAACCUCAUUCAAGAACAACUGAGUAGUCUUGAAGACCAAGUUGCGCAGCUUCAGGAAGAUGUAGUGAUGUACACGGACGAAAUCGAGCAAGCCACUGCCCCCCUUGAUCGAGAAGUUCGGAAGCCGCUGUCUGAGCUGCGUACCCGCAUUACAAGUCAUUCUAUCAAGGAGUAUGUUCCGACUGGAGCGACUCCAAAGAAGCGCAAGUAUGAGUACGAUACGGAAUUGCCUCGCACGGAAGGGCAUGAUGGAAUUCGUACACGACACAGAACAUCGAAACAAUUCACCGCGCUUCCAUUCAACGAGGAGAUUGAGGAGCCUCCUGUCCCCAGCUCGCCGGCGUCUUCACCCGCUAAGGGUUUUGUUUAUAGCGAUACCGCGGAAGAGGUAGGGAUUCAAGCCCCGUCGUCCGCAACCAAACUCUCCAACACUGGCCUUAGGGAAGUCGAUAUCAAUGUCGCCAAACCAAUCUUGCACGAUAAUGAUGAAGAAUCAGGCUUUGUCAACAAACCUGAGACUCCGACACUUCCCCUUUCUUUGGACCUGGACAGUACACCCGAUCACGACGAGUCAGAGCAGCCGCCUUUGAAGCGUCGCCGCUCCGCGUCCAGUAAUCCUCCGGCGGAGUCCAAGCUGCCUCCCAAACUGAUAUCCAAAAGGAUGGCUGGUAUGAUGGAAGGCCGAGAGAAUGUCCGUCCAUCAAGUUUCACUGGCGGGCGUAGAUUCAGGACCCGCAACGCGGAGUGA
Molecule: messenger RNA, 3627 nt
Organism: Penicillium diatomitis
Lineage: Eukaryota; Fungi; Ascomycota; Eurotiomycetes; Eurotiales; Aspergillaceae
Product: putative kinesin family protein (BimC)
Exons: 2
Coding region: 1-3627 (1208 amino acids)
Biological process (GO): microtubule-based movement; mitotic spindle assembly
Cellular component (GO): nucleus; spindle microtubule
Molecular function (GO): microtubule binding; plus-end-directed microtubule motor activity; ATP binding
Source: RefSeq, a predicted model, not a curated record